Messenger RNA from Beauveria bassiana ARSEF 2860, 414 nucleotides. RefSeq lists its product as uncharacterized. Lineage: Eukaryota; Fungi; Ascomycota; Sordariomycetes; Hypocreales; Cordycipitaceae. The record is from RefSeq and is a predicted model, not a curated record. The coding region runs from base 1 to 414 and encodes 137 amino acids. The transcript has 3 exons.
AUGUGGGAGCCACACCCAGAACAGCAAUUUCACUUGCGUCUGCAUCGCGCUCAGUCGGUUGUGCUCACUAAUGCCGAGCUAGUCGAGGUUCGUGCAGCGCAGCGGACAUUCGAAGGCGCGUACAUGCGGACAGCGCUUGGCCAAUUUUCAUUUUCACUAGUCAUUCUCAAAAUUUUCACGGAUGAAUUCUAUCCGAUUGGUGCGCUCUUUGCCGUAUACGGCACUGCGAUUUUGCUUGUUGCCGUGUAUCGACGGUACGAGGGUCAACGACAAUUCUUCAUCAAGGAGUCCGCCGAUGGUCUGUUGACGCGCAAAUUUCGGACUUCGGGCCAUACUGUGACGCUCUUGACACUUCUUAGUCUGCUGGCAUAUGCGACCUUGCUUGUACUGACUCUGCGUUUGACGAGGGACUAG